AUGCUAGCCCCAGAGAUCGCUAACUUGGUGCAAUUCUUCUAUCCUAUUGGCAACACCCCUGCUGUCUCCUUGACUCAGGAUCUGCCAUCAAAGAAGAAGGCUGAUCUACUGCUUCUCGGCUGUGGAGAUGUGCGCCACGUCCUCUUCACAGUACACACGGAGCAGCAGGGUCGCGAUCCACGUCCUUUAGACGUCACAUGCUGCGAUGUAGACACCGCUGUGAUUGCUCGCAACAUCGUGUUGCUGUCCCUGGUUCUCGAUGAUGUUGAUGGUGCCAACGAUCAACUCAUUUGGAAUCUAUUCUAUCAUUUCCGCAUUGAUGAAGGUUCACUUAAUCUGUUGCAAAGGCAAACAACUAAACUGUUGUCCCUGUCAACAUCGCUGCACACAUGGCAACAGAGUGAGUAUGGCCGAGUGAUCAGGAUGUGCGAUCGUAUCUCUCUUGAACGGGUCCGCGACAUGUGGCGCUUCUACGGAGAAAAGAGAGAAGGCGAUGCGCUUCGUCACUUUAAAAAGAAGCUCGAUGAUGGAAUGAAAACUUCUCAACAGUUUCAAAAGUCGGUUGUUGGUGACAAGAUGAGUGUGAUAACAGGAAUCCGAGCUGCUGCCCCUGCGUGCUUGCAAGCUGCCAGUGCUCUCGGUAAUUUGUACAAAAAUUAUUGGGCGUUCGGUACCACCGAGACUGAUAAAACAGCUCGCUCCCUUGCCAUAAAUCCCAACCCCAUGUUUGCGCCCAAGGAUGGAAAUAUGUUUUUGCAUUAUGGGACUGACCCGGUGCUUGGAUUCCACAUCGGCUCUUGUUAUGCCCCGAUUAAGCCAACGUCACCUCAGUCAGGUUCUUCUUCCGUGACACCUGAUUUGCAUGAAAUCGUUAAAACCGCCAAGACAGAGUUCAGUACCUGGACGAAGUCGUUCAGGGCGCAUUCCAUGGCUGACUUGGUCAUACUACGGUUCUUUGUUGGAGAUGCGGUGGCAUUUGCAUAUGCCCUCCAGCAGAUCCGCAUCACCGGUCCCUCAAACUCGUCUCAUUGGUAUCGUGAUCGUUAUCAUUUCGAGCCGCUGGUCUUGGACGAUGAGCACUAUUCGGACGCCUCAGCGCCACUUGUGUUUGACAUUAUUGACACGUCUAACCUUAUCGAUCAUCUUGGGGCCUUGAAUCUGCUCACUGCCACUUCCCCGCUUCUUCGCAAUAGCCUCUCGGCGACUCUUUAUUCAGAGAAGCUCGUGCGGACUCAGGAAACUCAGAUAUCACUUCUUGAAACUCUUCUAUGUGGAGACAUGCCUACGGUUACCUCGCUUCUCGGCUUGGUGCCCGUGGAGGUGGCGACAAACACCGCCUUCUCGUCUGCAGGAGAUGAAGCUUUAUGUCAGAAUACGUCAGGCCCCUCGUCCAAGGCCGGACAAGUGUUCUCGAGAAUUGCAUGGAAGAGACCAUUGAAUCCGGGUGAUGUAGCUGUCAACACGCUGGGCCUUAUUCACUUUGAUUCCGCCGGCCUAGCACAGGUGCUCUAUCGUGUUUUCUUGACAAUGUUCGCCGACGAGGAUGUCUCGAAGUUGCUUGCCAGAAUGCGAAGCGCACAAAUACAACAUCUGCCUACUUACAACCGGGCGAGCUUUGUCGCUUUCCUUUGCCUCGUCAAGACACGGACCAGCACUAACUGGGAUAAGACAAUGAAAGAAUUACUUCAUCUCAUGGAUCAUGACACCGGUCUCGCAUUUGCCAAUACCUACAUGCAAGAGCUGGUUCUGUGGAUGCAUCUGAAGGGUCUUUAUUCUGUUGAUAUUUUAAAAACCCCACCACACAGCCGGACUGGCCAUCCCCAAACUGGGACCUUGCAGGGCUGGCAGAACAUGCCACCUAUGGUGAGUGUCACCCUUCGUGUUCCUCGGAGUAAACUAGACCCCUUUAUCGCCGAAGCCGUCAAGGCCGGCGGUACACCUCCGCUCCAGGCUGUUCUGCAAUCUUCCGCACGAGCUGCCAGGCAGUGGCAAAACAUGUUUGCGGAAACUCAGAUUGGAUUUGGUAACCUUAAAGCUAAAGGAUCCAGAUACAGCGAUGAGUUUGAAGUGGAAAUUGAUGAAGACCAAUUAGGAUGGAAGGGACAGUCACCGAUGUUUAUUUCCUUCUAUGUGCCAAGUUGGAUCUUACUUCAAGAACCAUGUACCGCCACUGUCUCGCUGGCUAUCCCGCACUCUCUUGCAACCGCCCAGAUAUUUGGCAGUAGCUUGGGACACAACCUGAGCAUCUUUACUGCCAAACAAGAGGAUGUUGAACAUGUCUACGUCACCAAGAGUCAGCCACACCAGAGUGAUUUUAUGUCCAUCCACGGCUUUUAUUCAGAGGACGUCAAGAACGAAGUCGGCCCCGACCGAAACUCAGAGACAACCAUUACUGCCACCGUCAAUGAGAAAAGCGGCCAAAUUUCAUCGUUCACUGCCCGUGUCCAAAUUCUAUGCGAGCAAUCAAAGGCUCUACUUAGGGAUGGCAGCGUGAUCACUCGAUCCUUACGAUCACCGUUCAACUAUGCGUUAUCUCUCAGAAAGGGACCAAGCUUCAAAGUCAACUUCCCAGCUCCGGUUUUGGACUCCACCGCGAGAGUGAGAAUAGCUCGGAAAUCAUCUUACCUUGAGCUCGUCGCAGAUGUCGCCAAGGCCACCGACUGGUCAGCCUUACGGUCUUUUAUGUAUCCGGUGGUCUUGGAUUCGGGAUCGCCCACUCCGUGGAACAUGCCGCACGUCAAUCUCUCAUCACUUCCCGCCAUAGACCUAACCAAUCCUUCCUCUGAACGUCUAGGAUUGCUACGGACCCACCUUCCAACUAUGUGGUCCGCACCAGAGACUGCCCUGAAGUUUAACCCUUCCUUGCCAGCUACACCGAAUACCCGGGCCAGGGUGGACUUCAAGGAUGGUUUAUUCCACAUGUUUCUAGGCUUCAGUGGAACAGCAGGUCCUCAGGCCUCCAUCUACGGUAUCGACUGCCCCGAAGAGAAGGGCGUGCAUAUGCUGGUUUUCGUAUCCAAGAUGUUACUCGACAUUUCGAAUCGCACUAUUGUUCUUGACGCUGCAGUUCUCCCUUUGUACACUGAUCUCAUGCCGCAAAUUAUGCCUACUCUGCAAGCCAUGGCGGAUAGCACCCAUUCACCCAAAUCAAUCCGCACCUCCAAGGACGAGCUUUAUCUGUGGAAGGAAGCUCUGCCUGCUUGGACCGAGCGAUGCCGAUCUUGGUCCCAUGAACCUAAUUGCGAGUACGUUGCAACGGGCAAGAUUCCACUCUCGAUCAAAUUUGGGGAAAGAGUUCUGUGCUCGUGCGGGGAGGGCACCGUACCAACUGAUUUCAUGUCCGAGUUUGGUGGAUGGAAAGCUCUUGCCAAACACUGUGUGCGGGUAGCCAUUUCUCCAGCUUUUGCGUCUGCACUUGUUGAUAAGCCUAUUGAUUUAUCCGCACUUUCAUCGGUUCGCGAUGCCAGUGGUCAAAAUUUGAUCGGCUGCCAGGUCUGUGGCAAGGACGAGGAAGCCAAAGGUUCGGCUUUGAGGAAUUGCUCGCGAUGUCAUAAAGCAAAGUACUGCUCCAGGGAUUGUCAGAAGGCCGAUUGGAAGAAACACAAAAAGGUCUGCAAAGCUGGUGGAAACUGA
Messenger RNA from Penicillium verrucosum, 3633 nucleotides. RefSeq lists its product as uncharacterized. The transcript is spliced from 2 exons. Gene Ontology annotation, cellular component: nucleus. Gene Ontology annotation, molecular function: DNA-binding transcription factor activity, RNA polymerase II-specific. Gene Ontology annotation, biological process: regulation of transcription by RNA polymerase II. NCBI's taxonomy places the organism in Eukaryota, Fungi, Ascomycota, Eurotiomycetes, Eurotiales, Aspergillaceae. The record is from RefSeq and is a predicted model, not a curated record. Bases 1 to 3633 code for a protein of 1210 amino acids.